AUGAAUUUUGAAAAUUUAAAUUUAUCAAAAUACUUAUGCGAUCAGCUUAAAGCGGUUGGUGUCAAAUCACCAACCGAAAUUCAAAAAAAUUGUAUACCAAAAAUAUUGGAUGGAAUUGACUGUAUAGGUUGUGCUAAAACUGGAAGUGGUAAAACAUUAGCUUUUGCUUUGCCUAUUCUUCAAAAACUUUGGGAAGAGCCUUAUGGAAUAUUUGCUCUUAUUCUUACACCUACUAGAGAACUAGCUUAUCAAAUUGCAGAUCAAUUUGCUGUAAUUGGUAAACCUAAGAAUCUCAGACAUUGUGUAGUUACUGGUGGAAUGGAAAUGAUAGUUCAAGCACGGGAAUUAUCAAAUAAACCUCAUAUAGUGGUUUCAACACCUGGAAGACUUGCUGAUCAUUUAGAAAGCUGUGAUACAUUUUCAUUGAAACGUAUACAAUUUCUAGUAUUAGAUGAAGCAGAUAGAUUAUUAGGAGGUAAAUUUGAUAAACAAAUAGCAACUAUUUUUAAAGCUCUUCCAAAAGAAAGACAAACUUUAUUAUUUAGUGCCACCAUGACCGAUACUCUUGAAAAAGUUAAAAUGAUUACAAAAAAAAAUACUUUUGUGUAUGAAUCAACAGCUGAAGUGAAGACCGUUGAUGAACUUGAACAAUUUUAUGUGCUUUGUCCAUAUAAUGUAAAGGAUGGAUAUUUGGUAGAAAUAGUUCGACAAUUUCGUGAAAAAGAUGAAAAGGGACUGAUUAUGAUAUUUACUGAUACAUGCAAGAACUGUCAGUUACUGCAUAUGACAUUAAAUGAAGUUGGAUUUGACACAGUGUCACUUCAUGCAAUGAUAUCUCAACGCCAGAGAUUAGCUGGGCUAGCAAAAUUCAAAUCUCAUGUUUCUAAAAUUUUAAUUGCUACUGAUGUUGCCAGUCGUGGUCUUGAUAUUCCUGCAGUAUCAUUAGUAAUAAAUCAUAUAAUUCCAAACAAUGCCACUGAUUAUGUUCAUAGAGUUGGAAGAACUGCUAGAGCAGGAAGACAAGGCCGUGCUGUAUCUAUUGUUACCCAACAUGAUAUAAAAUUAGUAAAAGCAAUUGAAGCAAAAAUUAAUAUUCGAUUAAAAGAAUAUGAUGUUUCAGGACUUCAUGUUGCCAAGAUUUUGACUCAAGUACAUGUUACAAAAAGAGAAGCUCAGAUCAAAUUAGAUGAAACUGAUUUUGAUGAACGGCGUUUAAUUAACAAAAGAAAAAAACUAAUAAAUGAAGGUAAAGACCCCGAUAAAGUAGAACAAGAAAUCAAACGGAAGAGAAAAGAAAAAAACCGACAACGAUUUGAAAGAAGAAAUUUAAAUAAUAAAAAUUGUGACAGAAAUAAUGUUAAUAGUGAACAAGAUAUAGAUAAUCAUAUUCAUAAUGUUGAAAAAUCCGAAUAA
Macrosiphum euphorbiae (potato aphid) is the source of this 1413-nucleotide messenger RNA. NCBI's taxonomy places the organism in Eukaryota, Metazoa, Arthropoda, Insecta, Hemiptera, Aphididae. The record is from the annotation of a GenBank genome assembly.